Messenger RNA from Naegleria lovaniensis, 1476 nucleotides. RefSeq lists its product as uncharacterized. NCBI's taxonomy places the organism in Eukaryota, Heterolobosea, Eutetramitea, Acrasida, Naegleriidae. The record is from RefSeq and is a predicted model, not a curated record. The transcript is spliced from 3 exons. Bases 1 to 1476 code for a protein of 491 amino acids.
AUGGUGUCCACGAGAAGUUAUAAUAAUGAAGAAGAAGAAGGCUCCGAGUCGUGUUUUGAUAAGACCAGAUUGAAAUUGGAAAAAUUAUCACUCAAAGAGAAGAAGAGUUCAAGUACUUCGCAUGAUGCAUCCAAUGUUUGUGUGAUGGCUUCAACGUUUACAUGGACGAACAUUCCUUUCACGCUUCCUUCAACCAAUGAAUUUCAUAUCUUGGUGUUUGAUUUUAAAUAUAUACAAAUAUUGGGAGUCGGUAAAGCUUUGAUUCCAGUGGAUGAAUAUGGACGGCUCAUGUUCUUGCCUGAUAAGUCCUUCCACAACACGUCAGGAAUUCAAAGCAAAAUUCUUUCCCUUGAAAAAUCUGACACAAUUCUAGAUUGUCAAACGUGUGACAUUGGUGGCAGCACUGAAAUUUCCAACAUCUUGUCAAUGAGUCUGUUUUAUGAACAAGUAGUACAAACUGAAGUGCGUUACAAAACUCUAGACUUUAGAACUCACAAUUUUGAACCUCACGAGUAUUAUGCAAGUAUGGAUUUUGUGAUGGUGAUUUCACGUGAUAGGAAUAAGCUGAUGGUAGUAGAAGUAGGAGACAAAAUGUGUACCUUCACGUACAAGCAUGCAAUUGUCAGAGUUGCAACAAGCCCUAUCGCUGAGCGAUUUGUUGUUGAGCUUUCUGAUGGUUCUAUUUUGAUUAAUGGAAUACUUAAGAACAACUUCUUAUCAGGUAUUCCAAUGAAAUUCAUCAGCUGUUGCAAUCCUGCCAUAAGCUUCUUUUCAAAAAAGGGACAGUAUUAUGGUUUCGGAAAUGGAACAAGCAACUUGUUUGGAAUUGCUGAGAAUGAACAUAAUCCAUCAAAACAUUCACUUCCUGUUGGAACAACUGAUAUUUAUCAAGUGAACUUUCAAUUGCCUGGUUCUGUGAAAAAUAUGAAGAGUGGGUUUUACACAAACAUAUUUCUAUUGGAUGAUGGAUCUGUUUUUGGCUGUGGUUAUAAUUGCAAUGGUCAAGCCACUGGCUCUGUCCAGCCACACGGCAAUCCAGGUCUCACUAAAUUUUCGUUACCAUGGAAAACCAACGAAAAUAAGGAAAUUGUUGAUAUGGGAUGUACUUCUAUUGGAACAUAUUUUACCACUAUGGAUGCUCGAAAAACCAAACACACGUAUUUUGUCGGGGAUGUGGUUAAAAGUUUUGAUCCUGCCAAACUUUACAGCACCUCACCGUCUGUGUAUCUUUUGGAUUGGGAAGCCCUUGAGAAUGAAUUGAGAGGUUUUGAUUUUGUGAGCCAUCUUGCACUCCCUAAUGAAAUCGUUCCAGGUGGUUGGUUUUAUUGCAUUGCUUUCAAUAGAAAUCAGCAUCGUGGAUUCGUUUACGAGAAGUAUUUGAAAAAACGAUUACAAACACUUGUUCAUUGGGAGGAGCAUGAAGAAUUGCAUGGCAAGAAUAUUUUCUCAGAUUGUAUAUUCAAAUUUGAAAAGUAA